AUGUGCGACCACUGCAGAACUUACAAAUCAAUGCUGAAGGAAGGGGACAACGGUAAAACAUGUUAUCAGAUGGAGAUGUCAAAACCCAUCGGUAUGCAACCCAUCACCGUGCAACCUAUCAGCAUGCAGCCUAUCGCCAUGCAACCCAUGGCACCGACGAAGCAAUCAUUUACAAUUCGCAGCCGGAAUCUCGACGCCGAUUCGACGGGUUGCUGCUCGUGGAGGAAGACCUGCUGCGACGGGAUGUGUUGCAGGCACGUAGGCAAUUGCUGCGCGACAGGACUGGAGCCCCGAAUGGUCGAGAAACCGAUGCCUACUUACCCGACUUACCCCACUUAUCCAGUUAUGCAACCAACACCGAUGCCACCGCCUUACACGCCCCCCGCUUAUCCUUAUCCCUCCGUUGAAGUGCCUCGUAAGCGAUAUCCCCUACUUUUCGAGCCAUCCGCUUCGAAAUCAAUUACAUCUACGCUGUCGUUCCAUCCAAUCUAUUUUAUAAAUUUUGUAAGAAAUCUAAUUGGAAACAAUGUAUUUCUUCGUCCAGCACCCGAGGUAGCCGAAACGCCCGAGAGAGUGCCCUGCAGCCAGGAGAAGAAGCUGCCUCUGUGUUACGGGGGCGAUUGUCAAGAGAUGAACGAGUGCAAGAAUAAGGACAUCGUAAGCGAUUUGCCGAGGCAAUCCGAGCGGUAAAGGAAAUAUCGAACGAGGAUGACGACGAUGAUGAUGAUGAUGAUCGAAUCCACGUUCCAGGCAAGGGUCUAAAAAAUUGUUGCCAAAUUUGGAAGGAAAAUUAAUCAAGGAUUGUUCUAUUCUCUUUCUUGUGAAGCAGGAAACUUGGUCGCCGCCAUCCUCGCAGGUGGAUACACUUUGAAAAUGAAGUUUCCCGGAGGGGGAGAUGGAAUAAAAUAAAUUAUCUCGGUUUUCCGUUCAUUCGGGGGCAAAAAAGUUGGACAAAACAACCCCUCCCUGAAGAGAUAAAAAAAAAAGGAAAAAGAAACCACGAUUGUCCGUAGAAAAAGUUCAAAGAAGAAAAGUAAACGGAAGCAAAGCACGCGUUUACACCGUGACGAUAAAUAAUAACUUUAAUCCUCGCCACUUUAAUCUCUCAUCCGACCCAAAUCUUGACGGAGGAAAUUAGCAUUAUCAUCUUCUAUAAUUUCCCCCCUCGUUACUUUUAAGAAGUUCAAAUUUCGCGAAAUGUGAAGAAAACUUUUGUAACAAGAAUUCGGCGGAACGAAGAAUGUGAAUUGCGCGCCAAUCUCGUGAGAUGUUAUUAAACAGUGUGAAAAAAAGAUAAAAAAAAAAGGAAAAAGAAAAAAACGUGAAAAAUUAUUACUUAUUUCUUAGGCGAAACAUGGAAGAGCGUUACUUCGAAUGCUCGGUCGCCCACGCAAAGGGAUGAUUUAUAAAACGAUGAGAAUGAUGCGUCAUCGUUGACGUCUCAGACUCGAUCUACCAACGAUUUCACGAAUCUCUAACGAAUCUCUAACCGUUUCGAUAUAUAUACAUCGCAUCUUCCUAAUUUAUCUGUCGUGAAAAAUUGUCGAGAAGAAACAAAUACGGCCGCGUAAGGGAUAAUAGCUAUGUAAAACGAUCCUAAUAGUGAUCGUAAAACCAGUAGCCAGCCGGUUGGAUAAUCGUAAAGCGAGGCGUUGGUGAACGUGUGGGUGAACCCGAGCAAACGUUUUGCAAACAUUUUACAACCCUUCUUCUCUCCUCUCUCUCUCU
This is a messenger RNA of Apis mellifera (honey bee), 1728 nucleotides long. RefSeq lists its product as uncharacterized. The coding region runs from base 1 to 690 and encodes 229 amino acids. The record is from RefSeq and is a predicted model, not a curated record. Lineage: Eukaryota; Metazoa; Arthropoda; Insecta; Hymenoptera; Apidae. The transcript is spliced from 4 exons.